Messenger RNA from Polistes canadensis, 1300 nucleotides. Its product is annotated as alpha-tubulin N-acetyltransferase-like. The transcript is spliced from 9 exons. Gene Ontology annotation, cellular component: microtubule. Gene Ontology annotation, molecular function: tubulin N-acetyltransferase activity. Gene Ontology annotation, biological process: alpha-tubulin acetylation. The coding region runs from base 165 to 1232 and encodes 355 amino acids. The record is from RefSeq and is a predicted model, not a curated record. NCBI's taxonomy places the organism in Eukaryota, Metazoa, Arthropoda, Insecta, Hymenoptera, Vespidae.
CUCUUUCUUGAUCCCUCAGAAAAGACACAUCGUUCUCUUGCUCGGUUUCUCGUAUCACGGUGGCUGUGAGUACCGUGAAGGACAUUAAAGUGUUGAGACGCACACGAUCGAGGAAAUACAUACAUACACGCUACCCAGCAGAAGGGAAAUACUAGAUUCGCGAGAUGGAGUUCAAGUUCAACGUCAAUAAACUACUACCUAAGAAGAUCAACAAGGCUACUCAUAUGUUAAUACCAGAAGAUUUUAAAGGAGAUCGUCGUCAGCUAAACGAUGAUCAACGACAAAUAAAAAAAAUUUUGGAUGACAUGGGUGAAGCCUCUGCCAAAGCUCAAGGAUUAAGCAAACCAAUUACCAGUGCUAGUAAACUUCGAGACACUGACCAUAUCGUUUAUCUUCUUGUUGACAGCGAAGCGAACAACAACUUGGGGAGCGUAGUAGGUUUGCUGAAAACUGGAUCGAAAAAUUUGUUUAUGUUCGAUGAAACUGGAGCAAAUUAUCAAUUGAAACCACGGUGUAUAUUGGAUUUUUAUAUUCAUGAAUCUCGACAACGUAUGGGACUUGGAAAAAUUCUUUAUCAGUACAUGCUGUCCGAAGAAAAUAUCAGGCCAGUGAAAUUAGCGAUCGACAGACCAUCGGAGAAAUUUCUUGCCUUUUUACAAAAGCAUUAUGGAUUGUCCAAAAUCAUACCGCAAAAUAAUAAAUUCGUAGUAUUCCAAGGAUUUUUUGACGACGAAAUUCAAGAUGUUAGAGCAAACAGAUAUAGUUUACCUCCAAAACAUUCUUUCGAUAUCGGAAUGCCUAAUAAUAAUACAACGAAAAGUAAUAGUACAAAUGAUAUCCCGUAUGUUUCUACAGUUUCACGAAGUUCUUACGGAAGAUACGCCGCUGGACGACCGCCUUGUUCAAUGGCAAACAUAAUCCAUAACACUGCAAUGGUUGGUCAAUCAGUUGAACGUACAGGCGAGGAUAUUAAUUCGUCCCCUAUAACGCCAAAACUGGAACGACCUCGGUCUUUAAGUUUGUAUUCGGAGGAUGAUCAAAAACAACGUACAAAUGAAUCAUCAACAGUACCGAAGACAGUUGUUCCUAAUAACGAAGCAACAUCAUUUGCUCCCGUUAUAAAAGAAACUGAAAAAACUGUUAAAGCGUCACCUUCAUGCAGCCAAGAAGUAACCGGAAACAAUCAGCACACUCAUCUCGAUCUCAAAUUUUACCAUUCGCCAUUAUGGUAAAAAAAGAAAACAUUUAUAAAUGCUAUUAUCAUAAACACAAAAUAGAAAUAAAUUUGAUGCUAAAGUAA